This is a messenger RNA of Tuber aestivum (summer truffle), 171 nucleotides long. NCBI's taxonomy places the organism in Eukaryota, Fungi, Ascomycota, Pezizomycetes, Pezizales, Tuberaceae. The record is from the annotation of a GenBank genome assembly.
AUGGGAGGUGAGGGGGAAGAACAAGAGCCGCCACCCUCUUACCCCGCUACGAUAGCCAGGGACCCGUUACCGCUCCUAGCGCCAUACGUUGCGAAACGAGACUUGUAUAGUGCGAGUCUCGUGUGUAGGUCCUGGCACAGGGAGUUCUCAGAGUACCUCUGGCGGAGGCCG